AUGGUACACGACAACAUCCAAGUGAGCUCCAAAUGGAUGAUACCAGCAGGAACAUUUGGACUGGGAUGCCAUCACUCCCCCCACAACUGUAAAACCCUUUAUGACAAUAUCAAAGUGACUUUCGUGGUUUCUACACCCCCAAACAUCACCCUGGGAUCUUUCCAGUCAUUCCUUCCCAAGAAAAGUGCCCUGUUAGGCGAGAAAAAGCUUCCUGCAGACUCAUGCAAACAGAUUCAUGAUGCAAGUCUCGCGAGCAACAAACCGCGCGCUAAGAAUGGCGUUUACUGGAUCAAGACAGACCUCCAAGGCAGCUCGUCUGUGCAGACUUACUGCGACAUGAAAAACGGUGGCUGGACCCUUGUAGGGAAAAUCGGCGGAAAUGUGGGCAACAUUUACGAUAAAUGGUUGGUGUCUAAGCACAACACUGCCUCGUUGAAGUCUCCAAAGAUCACAGGACAGAAACAGUUUGCUUGCUUUGACGCGCGCAGCUUAGCAGUAGAUGAGUCGUCCACGGUCCUGUUGUCCAGCGGUGAGAGGAUGGAUGGGUUGGGGAGCAAGUGGGUCAUGUGGAGGUUGCCUGGUGGUAGGGAAAAAGACUCGUUUUGGCGCUAUUCUGUUGGACCAUCAGCUGUGAAGGCAGCUGUACAAACACCCGUCAUGGUGUACGCUUGGAAUGGAUGGAUAAGAACUGGUCUUUCCUUUGUCGAAAAUAUGCUGCACUUGGGCCCCUUCCAUAAAAGUCUGAAUCCGCCACUCACCUGUGUCCUUUAAGCCCAAUUUGUGGAGUGGAUAGCGUUAUCCACUGGACAAAUUUCUAUCCAGUGAAUAACGAAAUUGGUUCCCCUAUAAUUGUUCAUUUAACAAUUUAUUGUAUAAGGCUGAGUAUGAUCGACAAAGUUUCAGGAUUUUUCCUCUCGCAGAUACUCAUCAAAAAGUAGAUAAAAUCCAGCAGCCUCGUUUCCAGGCAAAUAUACCUUAAAUCAGCCUCGUUACCAAGCAAGUAUAUUGCUCGCAUCUUCCAAAUUUGAUCAACGACGGCUGAUUGUGAAGAAUUUUGCCGGGAGAAAUGAGCCAGUUAGAAAAGGCGAAAUAUUUUGAAUGAAUAAUAAAAUGAUUUAUCCGGUGGAUAGCACUAUUCAGCGCUAAAGAGGAGAUCUAAAGAGGGGCUUGUCGCUUUUAAACUCGGUUGCAAAAACACUUGACAGAAGAGAAGAGUCAGCCUUGCAAUUCACACCCUAUCUCAGAGUACAUCUAUCGAGCGGUGCACAAAAUACUAGUUUAUCACAAACAAUCAGUGAACUCAAAACAGCUUUCUGUAGGUCUCUUGCUGAUUUUUUUCUCCUAGAUCUGUUACCAAAACAAGUUUGGGAUAAUGCCUCUUACUAGCCAUGGAGGCUCGUAUCCUUACGCCUCUUACAACACUGUAGGCUACACCGCCACAAACGACAACUGUAUGUCUGUUGGGGUAAUGACCAAAGGAUCCACUGCGCAUGGCUGGUCCCAGAGUGCCAGUGGUUACGAUAGUCCAAGCAGUGAUUCUGAUUGGCCGAACAGGUCACACAACCAUCAGUCUCCACACCUGACGAUCUGGCUCAAGUAA
Molecule: messenger RNA, 1600 nt
Organism: Porites evermanni
Lineage: Eukaryota; Metazoa; Cnidaria; Anthozoa; Scleractinia; Poritidae
Source: the annotation of a GenBank genome assembly